Molecule: messenger RNA, 2223 nt
Organism: Vigna unguiculata (cowpea)
Lineage: Eukaryota; Viridiplantae; Streptophyta; Magnoliopsida; Fabales; Fabaceae
Product: HIPL1 protein
Source: RefSeq, a predicted model, not a curated record
AUGAAGAGUGUUCUUUCCAUCAGCUUCUUCUUUUGUUGCUUCCUGCUGCUCUUGGAUUCUUCAAUUUCACUCCCUCUGUGUGUUGAUUCCAGAGCACCCUUGACCCUGAACCAGACACUUGAGUUUUGUCCCUACAAUGGAAGCUCAUGUUGCAACUCCACAGAAGAUGCACAGAUAGAGAAGCAAUUCCAAGUGAACAACGUAUCUGAUCCUGCCUGUGCCUCAGUUUUGAAAUCAAUACUCUGUGCGAGGUGCGACCCGUUUUCAGCGGAGCUAUUUACUGUUCAGUCCUCAGCUAGAUCAGUUCCUGUGCUUUGCAAUUCCACUGUCCCAGCAAAUUCUUCUCAGUCAAAGACACAAGUGGAAGAUUUCUGUUCUGAAGUAUGGAACACAUGCAAAGAUGUACCCAUAGUGAAUUCUCCAUUUUCCCCUUCAUUACAAGGUCAAGCAGGAGCACCAGCUCACGCCAAUGCUACCAAACUCACUGAUUUGUGGCAGUCCAAAACAGACUUCUGCACUUCAUUUGGUGGAGCAUCUGAUAAUUCAUCAGUAUGCUUUGAAGGAGAACCUGUUUCACUGAAUAAAACUGAGACCUCUAUAACUCCUCCUCAUGGCUUGUGCCUCGAGAAAAUUGGUAAUGGAUCUUAUCUCAACAUGGUGCCUCAUCCUGAUGGCUCUAACCGGGCAUUCUUCUCUAACCAAAUGGGCAAGGUUUGGCUGGCAACUCUUCCGGAAGAGGGAUCGGGAGGAACAUAUGAACUUGAUGAAUCAAGUCCUUUUGUUGAUCUAACUGAUCAAGUUUACGUUGAUACUCAAUUUGGAAUGAUGGGCAUGGCGUUUCACCCAGAUUUUGCUAAAAAUGGACGAUUCUUUGCUUCAUUUACAUGUGAUAAGUCCAAGUGGUCUGGAUGUAAUGGAAGAUGUUCUUGUAAUUCAGAUGUUAAUUGUGACCCAUCGAAGUUAGAAACUGAUCAUGGUGCCCAACCAUGCCAGUAUCAAACUGUUAUUGCAGAGUAUUCUGCUAAUAGCACUGGAUCUCAGCCUUCCUCGGUGGCAAGUGCUAAACCAACUGAGGUGAGAAGAAUAUUUACCAUGGGGCUCCCGUUUUCAUCUCAACAUGGUGGUCAAAUACUCUUUGGACCAGAUGAUGGAUACUUAUACUUAAUGAUGGGAUAUGGAGGGGGUCAAGGUGAUCCUUAUAAUUUUGCACAAAACAAGAAAUCAUUGCUUGGAAAGAUUAUGAGGUUUGAUAUCGACAACAUCCCAAGUGCAGCAGAAAUUAGCAGACUUGGACUUUGGGGUAACUAUUCCAUUCCAAAUGACAAUCCAUUUAGCGAAGAUAAUGAUCUGCAGCCUGAAAUAUGGGCCUUGGGAAUGAGGAAUCCUUGGCGCUGUAGUUUUGAUGCAGAAAGACCUUCCUACUUCUUGUGUGCAGAUGUUGGACAGGAUCUUUAUGAGGAGGUGGAUCUCAUCACAAAGGGUGGAAACUAUGGAUGGCGUGUAUACGAGGGCCCUUAUCUGUUCCAGCCUACACAAUCACCUGGAGGAAAUACUUCCGUGAAUUCCAUAAAUCCAAUUUUCCCAGUAAUGGGAUACAACCACUCUGAAUUAAACAAGAAUGAAGGAUCAGCAUCCAUCACUGGAGGAUAUGUCUAUCGAUCUACCACUGAUCCUUGCAUGACUGGAAGGUACUUGUAUGGAGAUCUAUACGCUGGUGCAAUUUGGGCAGCCACAGAGAACCCAGAAAACAGUGGAAAUUUCAGCACCAGCAGAAUUUCUUUCAGUUGUGCACGUGAUUCUCCUAUACAGUGCCAGUCUUCACCUGGAAACUCUCUUCCUGCUUUAGGCUACAUCUUCUCAUUUGGUGAAGAUAACAACAAAGAUGUUUAUGUCCUUGCAAGCACCGGCGUCUACCGAGUUGUUCGGCCAAGUCGUUGCAGUUAUGCUUGCUCGCAGGAAAAGGCCACAACCACCACAACACCAACACCUUCUCCUUCUCCUUCCCAUGCUUCACGUUGGAGUGUCUUCUCUCAGUAUCUGCUUUUGCAAUGUUCAUUUUUGUUGCUGAUUUUGUUGGAUUUUAUGUAGGGUGAUGUUAUGAUCAUUGUACAUUAUGUAGGAGUGGAGAUUUUAAGAGGAUGUUUGCAAUUUCUUCUGGCUUUUCUUCAUCUGGGUUUCUUGCUUUUGCUUUAAUAAAUGAGAUAACUGAGCUGAGUUACUGAA